GCUGAACAUUCGGCAUUCGCGGUCCGACGCUUGCGAGGCAUGCACGGUGCCUACGCACUCGCCGCAACGCGCACAAAACUUAGAACCAUUCCAGUCCAGAAGUAGCUUGCCACCAUGAGGGUCUGUUCCACAGCCCUCCUCUUAGCCCUUACACUUCUUAUACAGACUGCAACAGCAGGAGACAUAUAUUGGGAGGAUGAAGAUGAUUCCUUAAACGAGUUCCUAGAGGUUAAAGAACCGGAGUCGGGACUCAUCAGUCAUUUGCGACGCUUGAAGAGACAGCUGUUUCCUUCAUACGGCGAUACAACUGAGGAUCCAACGGAGUACGAAUCAGCUACAUCCGAUCAGUUCGAUGAAAACGAGAACGAUGUCGAUGAUGAGGAAACUCCAAUCGAAGGUUCCGGAACUUUCAGGAGAGAUCCUGAUAGCAGGGAAAAGACACUCCGAGUUACUUUCGUGGUGAUGGAGCCCUUCCAGAUCGAAUAUUACAACAGAAACUCGGAGCAGUUCCAGAAUAUCUCAAUAGGACUCGCAGACGCUGUCAACAGCCUGUUCGAUAAAGUUCCCGGAACUCAAAGAGCUAGUCUCGUCAGAAUACAGUCGAGGUUAUCAGACGAGUUUUCGUGCAAAGUGACCAUGGAUAUCACAACAUCUGGGUUCGAUGAUACCAAGGAAUUGGCGAGGAUCCUUCAAGAUCACAUCAGGCGAAGAAGACAACUUGGUGUCUUCACAAUAAACGAAAACGAAUUCGUAUCCACCGAUUUUUCAGACCCAGGAACCACCAAUCUGGAGUGUGCUGCUGACGAGAAUAAGUGUGACGAUAAUCAUUGUAUUGCUGGCUGGGCUUGGUGUGACGGUGCCCGGGACUGUCCCGACGGCAGUGACGAAGCUUCAUGCCAAAAUCAAGAUUCUAAAGACGAAGAACAGACCAAUGAAGUCGACCAACAGACUUCGACGACGACAGAAAGUCAAAGGAUACCAGAUAAUGGACUUAAUACGUUGAGCGUUGCAACGAACGGAGGAAAAAAUUUAAUUCCAGAGACAACUACACCUCGCUUAGAACGCGGGGAUGGCGAUGAGGGUGACGAUACCACCUCAAGUGAAACAGAAAAUGAACUUGUACCGGAAACAACUACAUACGAAAAUAAUUUGUGUGCGGCGUAUGAGCUCCGAUGUGACAACACGCGAUGCGUCCACCUGAGGCAACGCUGCGACCGCCAUCAGGACUGCGACGAUGGUACGGACGAAGCGGACUGCCCAGCAGAAACAUGUGGUGCUGAUGACUUCCGUUGUCAUGAUGGGCGAUGUAUCGAAAGUGCAAGGGUUUGUGAUCGCGUUGCUGAUUGCAGAGACCAAGAUGACGAACAGAAUUGCGAAUGUCGGCCGGAGGAGUUCCGCUGCCAAUCGGACGGUUUCUGUAUCGAGAGCAGAAAGCGAUGCGACGGCGUCGCGCAUUGCAGCGACAACUCGGAUGAAAAUAAUUGCGCGAUUGAAUACUUUAGAUGCAGAAAUGGGAAGAUUUUAGCACAGAGUAUGAGAUGCAAUCGCAAGUACGAUUGCGACCCGGGCGACUAUUCUGAUGAACAAAAUUGUCCAUGUGGUGUCGACGACUUCAAAUGUGACAAUGGAUACUGCAUCCCUGCAUCCAAACACUGUGACAGAACGCAUGACUGUCAGGAUCGUUCUGAUGAACGCGGUUGCAUUUAUGGCACAAUAUGCAUGGCUUAUGAAUAUAAAUGCUCGAGCGGACAGUGCGUGAAAGCUGAAUCCUGGUGCAACGGAACAAAGGAGUGCAACGAUGGUUCAGACGAAAGAAACUGCCCUUGCAAAAGGGACGAGAUUGAAUGUCGCGAUGGUACUUGUAUUAAUAUCGCAUUGCGAUGUAAUGGUCGGAAAGAUUGUCCAAAUGGGGAAGACGAAUAUAACUGCGGUGAACCAAGUUGUCCGGCUGACAGCUUCGCAUGUACUGUAGACUCGAGACCGGGGUGCGCACGCCGCUGCGACGGUAGACAGGAGUGCGACAACGGCGAAGACGAACUUGAAUGCACGGAAUGCAGCCACGGGUGCGACGGUCGGUGCUUAGAGGAUCAUCUCAUUUGCAACGGUGUACCGGAUUGUAGCGAUGCGUCUGACGAACUUUCGUGUCCAACGUGCGAUAGCCUCGAAGACUUCAGAUGUGCGAACGGCGAAUGUAUAAAUAUCAUCCACCGUUGCAACGGCCUCAACGACUGUCCUGACUCCAGCGACGAGAAGAAUUGCAAUAACACCUUGCCAUCAACAGAUGAGUGCAACGACAACCAGUUCCGCUGCCAGGACGGUACUUGUAUCGACAUCCAAUUCUCGUGCGACGGACACUAUGACUGCUUUGACAAUUCCGACGAAGACAACUGCCCUUGCAAAGAAAACGAAUGGCAAUGCAUAACUGGCCAGUGUGUUCCGAUACAAGCGCGCUGCGACGGUUUGUUGGACUGCACGGACACAUCCGACGAGCAAGACUGCGUUUCUACAACGUUGCCUCCCAUCCCCUUCACACGUCCCCCCAUCGUCUUAGUCCCAACACCCACAGUCGCACCAACCACACAAGACACCAUCCGCGAUAUAUCCACUCGUCUACCUAAUUUGUAUACAACCACCGGACCACGCGGCCUCCCUAAUACAGAUGGGUGCGCCUCGAAUGAAUGGCGCUGCGAAAAUGGCCCUUGCAUUGAAUCGCGACGACGUUGCGACGGUCGCAUCGACUGUCCCCGCGACAGCAGCGACGAGCUAGACUGUCCCUCCGACAGACGAGAUUACACCGCUUUGAAUUUGAAGACAUACCCCUCGUCUCAAACAGUACGAAACGUCUUCACUGGUGGGGACGUGGUCUUCCAAUGCCGAGAUGAAGGUCCCUUGCGUGCUGCUGUUCGUUGGAUCAAGGAUGGCGGUAGGCCUCUCAAACCCGGUUCUGUUGACCGCAAAGGUCGUUUGGAAAUGACCAAAGUAUCGGUACAGGACAGUGGAAACUAUAUUUGUCAAGCAACCAGAUAUUUGGGAUAUCCUGGCUCGGAAACGCGAGUCUCCUUGAUAGUUGAAAACACACCUCAAGUACCAAGAUUACCUUACAAGCCGUGCAAUUUCUCUGAGGCUACUUGCGGCAACGGUCAAUGCAUUCCGAAAUCUGUGUUGUGUGACGGAAAACCCGACUGCGAUGAUAAAUCGGACGAAGAUUCCUGCAAUCUGAACGGCCAGUGUGAACCGAACCAGUACGAAUGCGACAACAGGAAGUGUGUGUUGAAGACAUGGUUAUGUGACUCCGAGGACGAUUGCGGCGAUGGGUCGGACGAACGCGAUUGUCACCCUCAGCCCGGUCAAGCGUGCUCCGCUGUUGAGUUCUCUUGCGGAAACCUGCAGUGUAUACCGAAGUCUUACCAUUGCGAUGGUCACGUCGACUGCCUAGACGGCACCGACGAAAUUGGCUGUGCUCCGGUGCACGUGAAGAGACCCCCUGCGCCUGCGAACGUGAGACUGAACCCUGGAGAGAGCUUGGUGUUGGUGUGCGAGGCGGUGGGCGUGCCCAUGCCGCUCAUCUCCUGGCGACUCAACUGGGGCCACGUGCCUCCCAAGUGUACCUCCACUAGCAUCGAUGGCGUCGGAACACUCACCUGUAAUAACAUGCAGCCCGAAGACAGCGGAGCUUACUCUUGUGAAGCUAUUAACAGAAGUGGCACAACCUUCGCUGUGCCUGAUUCCAUUGUAUACGUUAACAAAACCGACGUAUGUCCAACUGGUUACUUCAAUAGGCAUCAGUUUUCACGUCCAAAUAUGAAGUGGGGGCCUUCAAAAGGAGAGUAA
Messenger RNA from Papilio polytes (common Mormon), 3831 nucleotides. RefSeq names its product low-density lipoprotein receptor-related protein 2-like. The transcript has 31 exons. Gene Ontology annotation, molecular function: protein binding. The coding region runs from base 115 to 3831 and encodes 1238 amino acids. The record is from RefSeq and is a predicted model, not a curated record. Lineage: Eukaryota; Metazoa; Arthropoda; Insecta; Lepidoptera; Papilionidae. Gene Ontology annotation, cellular component: plasma membrane.